AUGGACACGUCCGGUGACCGAGCAUUGGAGGACCUGCUCGAAGUGGCAGAUCCAUGGGCAACCAGCCUACGGGAGAGACUGAAGCUUCUGAGGCAUUGGUUGGAGGAGCUCAAGGCGACUGCCAAUGCUGCUAUCGAAGCAGAGGUGGCGGAGAGUCGGGAGCUCAUGGAUAUAGAGGACCUGCAGGUGCUGAGGAAGGCGCAGGUGGUGGGCAUGACCACGUCUGGGGUGGCCAAGAUGCAGCGCCUCAUCACGGCGCUCGGCCCGCGAGUCAUCGUCGUGGAGGAGGCUGCUGAGGUGCUGGAAGCCCACAUUCUCACAUCGCUUACCCCGCAGACUCAACACGUCAUCCUCAUUGGCGACCACCUGCAGCUGCGGCCCAAGGUGGAGGUGUACGAGCUGAGCAAGGACUCCCAAAAGGGCUUUGACCUGGACGUUUCACUCUUCGAACGCCUCGCCCUCUCCAAGCAAAUCCCCAUUUACACCCUCGCCACGCAGCGCCGCAUGCGUCCGGAAAUCGCCAACCUUAUCCGCAGCACCAUCUACCCCCAGCUCACAGACCACCCAUCUGUUCAGAGCUACCCCGACGUUCGAGGCAUGGCAACAAAUCUGCACUUUUGGGACCAUGACAGCCCGGAGAAGGGCGGUGAUUACCUAAAUGAGUCAAAGUCCAAGACAAACGAGGGAGAGAUGGACUUGGUGGUGGGUCUGGCGACGUACCUGCUGCAGCAGGGGUACGCGGGAGGGGAGAUCACCAUUCUCACCCCGUAUGUUGGCCAGCUGCUGAAGCUACGCCAGGCGCUCUCCCGUGUGGUCAAUGUGAAGCUGGGGGAGAGUGAUGCUGAGGUGGUGGAGGAGGCGGAGGAGAAGGCUGCAGCUAGGGGCGGUGGAUCCAGAGAACGUGAUGGCAGGAGCAAGGGUGAUUCGUCACAUGGCUCAUGGUCGCAGAGCAAGGGGCCGGGACCGGGAGAGAGCCAUCUCGUGCCGUCCACAGCGGAUUUGAAGGAUGAAGUGCGGUUGGCUACGGUUGACAAUUUCCAGGGCGAGGAGAGCACAGUGAUCAUCAUCUCCCUCGUACGGAACAACGGUGACGGCAAGAUCGGGUUCCUCAAGAGCCCCAACCGCACCAACGUGCUGCUCUCCCGUGCCAAGCAUGGCAUGUACAUUGUUGGAAAUGCCAGCACGAUGAAAGCUGACCCCAAGUCUGUGCUUUGGCCGAAGGUUCUGAACAUCCUCAAGAGCAAUGACCGCAUUCAGAAGUUCAUUCCGCUGCAGUGUGUAAACCACCCUGACACCAUCACGCACAUUGAGAAUGCGAGCGACUUCAAGGAGAAGGCGAGUGAGGGCGGAUGUUCUCAGAUGUGCGGCUUCAGACUCAUGCCUUGUGGACACACCUGUCCUCGCAGGGUCCUUGCUCUCUCCCCUGUGGUGCCCCCUGUGAUCGCCUCCCUUGCGACAAACGCUUCUGUGACGGGUUUUAUGCGUGAAGCAGAGCGCCUGCGUGCUGCUUCCAUGAAUCCGCCCACAUGGAAGACUUAUCAGGCGUCCAUUGCAGCUCUGCAGAGGAAGCAUGCGCUGCUGGGGGGUCCGACAUGGAGUGGUGGGAGAGGCGGGGCGAGUGGUGCUGGUGCUUUUAGUCCUGCAGUGUCGUUGGAGGAGGAAUGCCAGCGGGAAAAGGACGAGGUGUACAGGGCAAUGGGCUUUGGGGCAGGCCAUUGGUACCGGUGCCGCAAUGGGCAUGUGUAUGCCAUAGGGGAAUGUGGUGGUGCAAUGCAGGAGUCUCGCUGUCCUGAGUGUGGAGAGGUCGUGGGUGGGAGUGGUCAUCAGCUUCGAGAAGGGAACAUUUCCGCAGCUGAUUUCUUCAGCGCAUUUGGUCGCGGAGAUACGAUGUUUGGUUCAGGGAAGCUGCCGGAUGUGCACUUGCUCAUCUCGUCAUGGCUGGAGAAAGGGGAGGGGAAGGACCGCACAGUCCGAGAUGAAGCUUACGAGGCGUUAGCUGGAGCGUACGCCUUCGUCGGCAUGGUGGCUCUGAUCCAGCUCAUUCGCAUUCAGCGCAGAGUGCCGGAGUACGGCUGGACCACGCAGAAGGUCUUCCACCUCCUCAACUUUGUCGUCAAUGCUUUGCGAGCCGUGGUGUUUCUCUUCCGCGAGGAGGUGGAAGUCCUUAGCGCGGGUCCCAACCAUGUAUUCGCGCACGUGCUUCUGGACCUCCCCGGUCUUCUCUUCUUCACCACCUAUACCCUCCUCGUGCUCUUCUGGGCUGAGAUCUACCAUCAGGCGCGCGGCCUGCCUACGGACAACCUGCGGCCAUACUUCAUGGCGGCCAACGUCGGCGUCUACGUGCUGCAGGCGGCCAUCUGGGGCGUUAUGUGGUUCGAUCACAAGGACAUGCUCACAAUCGACCUCAUCGCCAAGCUCUUCUUUACGGCUGUCUCGCUAGCAGCCGCGGCAGGCUUUCUGCUCUAUGGCGGAAGGCUCUUCCUCAUGCUGCGGCAGUUCCCCAUUGAGUCGCGGGGUCGCAGAAAGAAGCUUCACGAGGUUGGCUUCGUGACUCUCAUCUGCUUCUCCUGCUUCAUCGUCCGAGCUGCCGUGAUCGCCUAUUCAGCCAUUGUGAGCACGGCAUGGUUGGACGUGGUGGCAGACCCCUGGGUCAACGUCGCCUACUAUGCUUGCGUGGAGCUCAUCCCAGCAGCCCUGGUGCUUUACAUUCUCCGCAAGCUGCCUCCGAAGCGCAAUGCCAACACUCAGGCCCUGCGCUAA
This is a messenger RNA of Closterium sp. NIES-65, 2760 nucleotides long. The record is from the annotation of a GenBank genome assembly. Lineage: Eukaryota; Viridiplantae; Streptophyta; Zygnematophyceae; Desmidiales; Closteriaceae.